ACGGACACUGGCUAGCAAAGAGUGUUUGCGAAUUUUCGAGCAUCAAGAAAAAGUGCGGAUUAUUUUUCGAAUUACAAUUUACAAUGGACUGUGUUAUUAAAAAAACCUAUGAAGUUCUGUAAUCAAAAUGUGCUCCACACAUAAUAACUGCGACUGAAUUGCGCAUUUCCAACCAUAAUAAACUGUGUAUCCUGUGACGUGGUUUCUCAUUGAUGAAACAAAAACUAUGGAUUUAAAUAAACGUUUAAAACAAUUCAUUAUUUUCUGUUGAAAAUGGUUUUGGUAUUUCUAUUAAUAUAGGAUUAUAAACUCUUAUCUGCUAAUUGAUCACAGGGAACUAUUCCCAUUAUCAGUAGUCAGUAAGGCUAACAGUGAUUAGUUUACCUUGAUUGAAUCAUUGACGCAGAUUUACUACAAGUAGUGAUUAUGGUGUCUAAUCUGAUGAUGUGUAAUUGAUAAAAAUUGCCCCAUUGUCCAAAUUCCAUUGAUGUCUGAUCACAAUGGACACGAACCGAGACACUGCUGUCGAGAAUCGACGAAUCGUGAACCAAGACAAAUCUAAAAACCGAGGAUGUUGGGACAAGUUUAAAAGUUUAUUCGAUACGCGAGGAUUCGAUUUGUCAUACGAAUAUACUGAUACGAAUUCUAUAACGAGUUAUAGACCAGUAGACGUAAAGACAGCUAAUGCUAGGAUAUCUAUAAGUAAUAGUGAGAUCAGUAGUGUAGAUGAUGUUGCGGACAAUUUCUAUGAGCAAUUUGCUACUAAUAGCGAGGAUGUGAAAAAUGACGUGGACCUGUUUAGAAAAUCAUCAGCUUUCAAACGGGUUUCAGUUAGACCUAGCCUGUAUUUGACUAAUAUCAUUGAGGAGACUUCGAGCACAGGAGACGUGGAGAUAUAUGACGAGGAGGAGAACAGGUCGCCGCCGCCCUCACACGUUCCCUCUGCCCUCCUCUACGCGCCACAGGAACCUCUAGAGUUGCUAUGCGUGUUUCCGGAGCGCGCGUCGCGCGUGUGCGCAGCCGCGUGCGCGGCCGCGACGCGCGCGGGCGGCGAAGCGCGUGUGGUGCGCAACGCGCGCGAAUCUCUCGACGCGUUGCGACGCGACGCGGACACGAGGAUACCGCACGUUGUCGUGGUUGAUGCCCGGACGCCGCAAGCCCUGGAUGCUUUGAUGCUAGCUAGGGCGAUACGAGGAACCAAGAACACUCAACAUUUAAUUCUCAUAGCAGUUGUGAAGAAAAGCGCGUACCUCAAGGAUGACUUCGCGGUGUUGCCCUUCUUAGAAGCCGGCUUCAACAGAGUAAUGGUGGAGACGUUAGGCGCAGUCGCGUGGUGCGGGGAGAUCCUGCAAGCGCGCGCGGCGGCCGCGACUGCGCGUGCGCAGAUAUCAGCGAUUGCCGCAUUAGCCGCGGUGGCUGACCGCUCUAGAGAUCUUGUGGCCGUCACUGAUGACCAGCAGAGGAUACUUCUGACCAACAAGUCAUGGUGCAGAGUGCUGGGCUGGCGCGGGGAGGAGGGCCCGCGGCCGCUGACGGAGACCGCCGGGGGCGAAGCCCUGCGGCUGGCGACAACCGGCGUGCGCGACUGGGAGGCGCCCGUCACGCUACGACGCAGAGCUGCGCCGGACCCUAUACUGCUGCCGUGCAGGGGCGCUACGGUUGCUCUUACUAGAAGCACAUCGCACAUAGUGUUCGUCUGCGAGCACACGAACGUGGUAGAGGGAGAGAGGGCUAGAGGGUCACUGCACUCCAUCCGACGAGGCUCCCUGGACGUCCGCUCCGUCGCGUCUGAUGGCCUGCGCCGGACCUCGCUGGCCAAACUACAGGGGUUGCCGCUUGAAGCCCCCAUCACCAAGGUCAUAGCUCUCCUAUCAGCAGCGACAGAGGGGGCGCCACCAUCGACUGUGGCAUGCAUAGAGCGAGCAGUCGACAUGUUGAGGACCUCAGAACUUUACUCGCCACAGAUGAAGGACGAGCCCAAGCUGCGAGUUGAAGAUCCCAUCGCCACCGACCUUAUUGGCGCUCUACUAUCUCGGGAGCAGGCCAACAUGAGCCUUAUUCAUAUGCAAGGGCCGACCAACGUGCUCUCCUCUCGGAGAAGCAGCAACGACUCCACCGUCGUCCGUUCGCAGACCAACAGGGGCAACAUCAAGCACAAGGCAUCGGGCCAAGUCCGCGAGCUGCUAGACACAGCUCUAAGCUGGGAUUUCGAGAUAUUCCGCUUAGAAGAACUCACGCGCAACCGGCCGCUCGCCCAUCUCGGACUGACCCUCAUGGGAGGCAGGUUCGACGUCUGCGCAACACUCGAAUGUGACGAAAGGACGUUGCUCCAUUGGCUGACCGCUGUAGAGACGAAUUACCAUUCCACCAAUACGUAUCAUAACUCUACGCACGCUGCUGAUGUACUUCAGGCAGUAGCAUACUUCUUAGAGAAGGACCGCCUGAAGUCACUCCUGGAGCCACUAGAAGCAGCAGCAGCUCUGAUAUCGGCUGCGGCGCACGAUAUCGACCACCCGGGCACAUCAUCCGCGUUCCUCUGCAACUCGCGGCACCCGCUCGCGAUACUGUACAAUGACGUCAGCGUGCUAGAGUCCCAUCACGCAGCGCUCACCUUCAAAAUCACUCUUAACGACGACCGCGUGAACAUAUUCAAGAAUCUCGACCGGGACACGUAUAAGUCGAUGCGGCACAACGUGAUCGACAUGAUCCUCGCCACGGAGAUGACGAAGCACUACGAGCACCUCGCGAAAUUCGUCAACGUUUUCUACGCGACGUCCGCGGGCAGUAAGGAAGAUGGCAUGCAGACUGAGGAACCAUUGUCUCUGGACACGACAGCGCUCACGCUGCCAGAGAACAUGGUGUUAGUGAAGAGGAUGAUGAUCAAGUGUGCGGACGUCUCUAACGCUUCCAGGCCGCAGAAGUUCGCCUUCGAAUGGGCUAGGAGGAUCGCAGAGGAGUAUUUCCUGCAGACGGACGAGGAGAAGGCCAAGGAGCUGCCGGUGGUGAUGCCGAUGUUCGACCGCGCCACGUGCUCCAUCCCGCGCUCGCAGCUCGGCUUCAUCGACUACAUCAUCAUCAACAUGAUGGAGGCCUGGGCCGCGUUCAUCGACAUGCCAGAGCUGGUGACGCACGCGCGCGACAACCACGCGCGGUGGAAGGAGUUGGACGAGGCCGGCAUCACCACCAUCGCCGAGGUGAUGCGAGCUCAGAGACAGACGCUGGCCAUCCAGCCGGCCGCCGCCUCCACCGCCGAGGAGUAGCUCGGAGGGUACGAUACCCUAAACAUUUCGAUAUUCCUGCUGAGGUUGACUUGAAAGAAACGUAGGCUAUUAACGAGUGGAACCCAAUUUUUGGAAACAUGUGGUUUGAGAUCCGCUUUCAUGAAACCUACAGCUUUUUAACCCACCAUGGCAAAGCUAAAUGUAGCGAAAUAGAUACAGUGUCAGGUUUAGGAAACUUUCGUUUAUUCAUAUUUGAAAAAGUUAAAGUAACUUCGAAAUUAAUCAUAGUUUCUAUCCCCUCAAGACUGAAACAUUAACAGUCGUUUGGAAACUGGUUUGACAUUUCAAACUAUGUACCUAAUGAAAUAAUUUCGUAUUUCACUGUUCUUGCACAAGAAAAGAAACUUGUAACCAAAACUUAUUUUACUACCUAUAGGUAGGUACUUUGUUCUAUUGUAUACCUAUAUUUAAUGGACAAAGUUCUUGUAGUAGAACAAAGUUAUUGUUAAAUAUGGUACUAUUUGUCACUUAGCAUUGUACGAUUACUAAGUGCUGGAUCUGCCAAAAAGAAGACGAAUCAAAAACGUUACGGGUGUAUAAAUGUGAUUUUGAAUACGGAUUUAAGUAGGAGUUCAUCAAGCAAGAAUCUAGUGCCUGUCUCUAAAAGUGUCAAAGAAAGGUAAUCUAAUGAACUGGAUAUGGUAGGUAUCAGCGGGAACAAGGGAGCCAAGCUUGAACCUUGGACGUCAACGUUAAAAGUCUGAAACGGAUCACUGGCACGCUCGAUGCCUGAAGGAUGGGUCCGAAAAUACGCUUAUUUUAUACUUAUUAUAUCCGUGUUAGCGUAGAUAUCAAAACUGGUAUCUACUUUUUUACGUACUAGCAUUUUAUUAGUAUUUAGAAUAUAUUGAAUCAAUAUUUACAUGUAUCAAUUUGGGAUUUCUAUUUAUGUAGACGACAUUAUCCCUCUCAUCUUGUGAUGGGACGUGUAGUCGUUGUGUACACACGUAGUCUUAGUUUGUUGUCUAAUAUUUUAUUAAGUACAAUCAAAUCCGUGAUAGGAGUGCCAUAUAACGUUAUUGGCAAAAUAUUAUAUCCAUUCAGUAGUCUGCUAAGAGUAACAUUAGCAUUUCUUAUGCAACUCAUGACAACAUGGUUUCUACGCACCGUUAUAAGCACAUAUUACUUAGUUUAAUUCUAAAAUAUAACCCAAAUGCAUGGUAAAUCUCUGCCAAACUUUCUACUAUUACCUAUUGGUACAUUGGUCUUGUAAAACAAUUGGUCCAUUAUAUAAUCUUGAGCUUUCAAAGAUUCCUAUUUUUAUACUAAACUUUUUGUAGUGUACCGACUCUUUCGGCCUCAUAUCAAAAUUCCAAUCUGCCUAAGACUCUAUCUAUAUUUUAGAAGUUUUAUUUUUUUUUCCUCAUUAAUGAACAGUGAUGGGUAAUCACCCAGGUUAAAACUCGGGUCUGAUUAAAAUCCUGGUUAAAACCCUAUUACCCAUUAAAACCCUCAGUUAUGAAUUGGGUGAUUAAACUUUACUGUGAACGACUAACGGUUUUAAAAUAUUUUAUACCUACUUAUAUAAUUAUAUAAUGAAUGUUGAUGUUAUUUAUUAAAUAAUAUAUUGUAUCACCUGAAUAUUUCUAAAUAUAAUUUAUAAUGUUCGAAUAAGGUGUAACGUAUUUCUAAUGAUAGGCAAUUACUACAAAACAUUCGUCUUUAUGACGCUGGUAAGCUAAGUGAACAUUACUGUGUAGUUAUUUAAUUAAUUAUAGAGAUGUUAAGAUUACGCUUCCUCGUGCUCAAUGUCGAUACAAACGGUCUAAAGUUAUAUAUUCUUCCGUAAAUGUAAUCUGUUUUAAUAUCUAAUUAUAUUAUACAUAUAAUACUGUGUAUCAAAGUUUGCUACCGCUAAUAAAUAUUAAUAUAUUGUUUAUAAAUGACGGUGUUCAAUCUCAUAGUAUGAAAUUACCAAAACGUACUUUACUACUAACACUGAUUCUAAUUAGUUAGAUAAAUUAAAAAUACUAUUAAUUUGAUAGUUAGCUCAAUUUAUUAAGAUUUGUCAUGUAUGUUGGUAAAAUUUCUGUGAAAAAAAUUUGUGAGUUUGGACAAGCCAACAUCAUUAACUAUUGAAGUGAUUUAAUCCGAAAAAUGUAGUUAAGUUCAUAAACGUUUGAAAGUUAUUUAGUAAGGUUAAGGGGGCUGGUCCCCAUAUUUAACUGUGGGUAUGACUGUAGUGAAACUGAAUUUUAUAAGCGAAGUCAUGCGUUACAUGUAACAAUUUUAAAUGAAUGCAAUUAUUAUUGCUUCCCGAAAUGGGCAUCGCUUUGAUUUUAUAAAAUAAUCCAUAUUAUUUCUUCGUAGAAAUUAAAGAUGUUUGAGGAUAUUAACCAUUUGAAUAUACCACAUAUAUUGAGAUUAAAGCGAUGUUAUAUUACGAAUAAAAUUGACUAUGCAAGUACGCAUAAGUUUUAAAUCAUUUGAUCUGAUUUAAAACACGAUUUCAUUUUAUGAGAAUAAAAUUCUCAAACAUCUUGUAGAGAAAUCGGGACAUAACACUUUUGAAAUAACACUUCAUUGGUGCGUGUAUGAAUAAAGUGAUGUUGUUAAGUGUUGUAAAUAAAGAAAUAA
Messenger RNA from Plodia interpunctella (Indianmeal moth), 5858 nucleotides. It is a transcript of the gene Pde8, whose product is annotated as high affinity cAMP-specific and IBMX-insensitive 3',5'-cyclic phosphodiesterase 8. NCBI's taxonomy places the organism in Eukaryota, Metazoa, Arthropoda, Insecta, Lepidoptera, Pyralidae. Gene Ontology annotation, molecular function: 3',5'-cyclic-nucleotide phosphodiesterase activity. The record is from RefSeq and is a predicted model, not a curated record. The coding region runs from base 501 to 3260 and encodes 919 amino acids. Gene Ontology annotation, biological process: positive regulation of ERK1 and ERK2 cascade; signal transduction. The transcript is spliced from 18 exons.